Messenger RNA from Lutzomyia longipalpis, 6241 nucleotides. It is a transcript of the gene Hasp, whose product is annotated as protein lev-9. Gene Ontology annotation, cellular component: extracellular region. Bases 241 to 5322 code for a protein of 1693 amino acids. The record is from RefSeq and is a predicted model, not a curated record. Gene Ontology annotation, molecular function: peptidase inhibitor activity. Lineage: Eukaryota; Metazoa; Arthropoda; Insecta; Diptera; Psychodidae. The transcript is spliced from 19 exons.
UGCGAGAACUCAGUCGUCGGACGGCAGUUGUGGUGGAAAGGUCGUAUUGAAGCUCCUCUGGGUGUGUGACUUUUUUUUCCGUGAAAACCUCCCAACAAACUCACCUUUCGCAAAUUAUUAUUUUACGGGGGAAAUGGCACCGAAAGCACCGUGAAAUCCAUCCCUCCAAUUAACACCGUGGAAUGCCCCUUUGAACCCCAAAAACUAUUCACACAGCAUUUGUGCAAGUAUCACGGAAUAAUGAAAAAUUUAAUUUGCUGGAUCCUCCUCGCAGCCAUAUUGGUUCACAAGGGAUUCUCUGAGAGGAAUGUAACUGAAGCCCCGGACGAUGAGGAUGACGACGAUUGGGAUGAUGAGGAUGAUUCAUCGGAGGCUGAUGAUGAUGGGAGAGUGUACAAAAAUCCCCGCAAUUCCCCAUCAACUGAAUGCCCACGGGAUGAGGAACAAGCUACGCUACUAAAGCAAAAAUGCCUGAGAAAAUGCUCCUCAGAUGAGGAUUGCAAAAGCAAGAAGAAGAAGUGUCUCUGUGAUGGUGCAUGCGGGAUGUCGUGCAUUAAGCCUGACAGAGAAUGUCCUGAAUUAGAAAAACCAGAAUUGGGUGAGGUCAGUUACUCAGGACGCCUCUUCGGUUCUCGUGCAACCUAUACAUGCCCCCAUGGUUAUCAUGUUGUUGGCCUACAGAGUCGUCUGUGCCUAGCCGAUGGAUCCUGGGCUGGAAGUGAACCAGCUUGCAAGCAAAACAUCUACUGCUUGACCCCACCGACAAUUGAACAUGCACGUCACUCAGCUCUACCGGAACAAGCUACAUUUGACUUGGAUGCUACUGUACAGUACAACUGCCACAUUGGUUACGUUACCAAUGGCUUUCCCCGGGCUAAAUGUCUUGCAAUUGAUGGUCAAGCUAGUUGGUAUGGUCCGGAUAUAUCGUGUGAACCUCAAAGCUGCGGACAACCUCCUGAUCCCCUCAAUGGCUUCCAUUCAGGUGAAUGCUACACUUUUGGCUGCCUCAUUCGCUACCACUGCAGUGAAGGCUACGAAUUGGUUGGAAAGCCCGAGCGUCUCUGUGACUCCAACGGAUCUUGGACACCCCAAUUGGUACCAACAUGUGUUUUGGUGACGUCUGUACAAUGCCCACCACCGGAAAAUCCCAAAAACGGUCGUGCUAUAUACACGAGUGUCUCAUACAACUCAAUUGCAAGCUAUGAGUGCAAAUAUGGCUUCAAAAUCACCGGAGAUUCAUCCAGACGAUGUGGAGCUGAUAAGAAAUGGUCUGGAACUCUCCCAGUAUGCAAAGAAAUAAACUGUGAGCAUCCGGGAGUUCUCUACAAUGGUUGGUUGGAGAAUAUAGAAGCUGGCACGGGUUUGGGUGCCAGCAUAAUAUUCCGCUGUCAACCAGGGAUGCUCCUCAAGGGACAUUCAUCGACAGUGUGUCAAAUUGAUGGGAAUUGGCGGUAUCCUGUUCCGCAGUGCUUAGCCCCGUGUGUUGUACCGACAAUCUCUCAGGGAAUUGUUAUCCCGAAUGAGAAUGAAUAUGAUUUCAAUGGAACCACCUUGGCUACACCGGGAAUUGGAAGUAUCUCCAAGGUGCAACAUGGUACAAUCCUUGAGGUGAUGUGUGAUGAACACUACGAAUUCCCCAUUUCAUCCCUUUCACCGCCAAUUUGCAACAAUGGCACGUGGAGCGUGAUACCGCGAUGUGUUCCGUCGAGGUGCAAAAAUAUGCCGAAACCACCAAAGAAUGGGAUGGUGCUGGCACCAAAGACCGAACAUGGCAUGAAAGCACGAUUCAAGUGCAAGGAUGGAUUUAAUUUGACGGGGCCAGGUGGUAAGGAGAUCACUGAUCCCAAUGAAUACGUCCUUACGUGCUCCUUUGGCAAUUGGACCGGUGUUACACCUGCAUGCCAAGAGGUCUAUUGCUCCUUCCCAGGAUACAUUCCUAACGGGAAGGUCCUUCUCGUGGGGAAUAUGGGACUCUACGACUAUCGUCCUUAUGUACGAAAGAUCAUCAAUAAUAAGCAAAUUAUGUAUGAUUGUGAUAAAGGAUACGUUCUGAGCGAAGGUCCUGUUGGGGCAACGUGCAUUGGGGGCUUGUGGCGCCCCACAGAAUUACCCAGCUGCCUCCUUGGGCAACAUCCUAGGCUACGAUGGAAUCGACGACGUCGCUCUGCAUCAAUGUCAGUGAAGUACAAGAGAUACCUUGCAUGGGUGAAAGACACCCUCAAUCACCUAGCAAGGGAAGACAUGGAAAAGGGAAAAUCCUCCCGAGAAAAGAGAGAAAUUGAUAGCAGAAUCAUCUACCCAUUGACGUACUACCGCAACAUCGACAACCAUACAUCACUUCCGGUCUUCUCGAGCAAUCACACGCGUGAGAAGAGGCAGCUGUCGGACAUUGAGAGGGCAUACUCCAAAUACUACCAACGAAUUAAAGAGAAGUAUAAAAAUUACGUGAAACACUUGCUCGGAUAUACCAAUUCCAGGCACACAAAUACCACCCUGGCCAAUCGACUACCACCCAAGGAUCGUGUUCAGGUGCAAGAUGGACGUUGGCUCAAUACGUACAAUAAUCCAGAAAUGUGGUCACGCUACCGGGCAACACACACCGUUCGCACAGGUGGACAGGAGGCUCCCAAUGAGGGUGAUAGGGCAAGGAUAACAAUUCCCGAUAUAACAGACAGCCGAGAUUCAACGGAAGAGAUGAAAUUCAAAUUGAAUGAGCUCCUCAAUCAAGAGCCAGAGUAUCAGCCACUAAGUAAAUUCCACAAGUACGAACAGGAAGAGCUGCGGAAUCACAGGGAGAGACCCGAAGAGCCCUCCAGGAUGGAGAAGUUGGCAAGGAAUGCAUCAGAUUCCAAUCUUCCCAGCAUAAUUGCUCAACUUAAAUCCCAAAUUGUACGCAAGAAGCGAGCAAUUCACGAUGCUCGUACCAACUACACCUCCGACAAGGUUCUCAAUGAUGAGAAUGGCAAUGAUACAGCCAUGGGAAACAGGAAGAAUCGCCUGAAAUUGCCAUGUGAACCACUAACUGCUGAAAUUUUUUCCAGCAUUGAAAUUGUUCGUCCGGGAAAGAAUGAGAGUAUUGAAUAUAGUUCGGGGACUAUUGUUAAAUUAACAUGCCUAAAGGGUCAGCUGAAUUUCCAAAAUCCCAAUUCAACGGCUAAAUGCGUUAAAGGACGAUGGAAGCCCAUAAAACCAUCCUGCAUAACGCGCCCGUGCACAAUUCCAAUAGCUGAUCAUGGAAAUUACUUUGGUGUUGACCCAAAGAGCCCCAAGGAAAUUUCAAGACAACUCAGACCGCUGGAAGAUGUCGAGAAUGGACAGAGAGUUAUCUUCCGUUGUUCUCCGGGAUUUAAUAUUCAAGGAUCCCACAAUAUUGGUUGCAAUGAUGGCGAAUGGGAUGCUCCGGCUUUUCCCGAAUGCAUGGCAGCCCCUUGUGUGCUACCACAAAUAGAACAUGCUACAUAUUUGAGUGGCUACAGAGCUGAUUUAACAAUUGCAAAUGGAAGUUCCGUAUCCGUACAGUGUGAGAACAGUCCAGCAAGCUCAAUUGUUCAAAUGGAAUGUAUUCUGGGGAAAUUAAAUCCACCCACUGUUAAUUGCCAAACGGCCUCAAGGAAAUCCCGUGAAGAUUUAGCCGUGACCAAUUCACUGGAAAAGAGUGCAGAAGAGGAAUCAGCCGAAGGGAGUGAAGAGGAGGUAACGAGUGAGGAGGAAAAGGGAUCCUGUGGCCCACCAAUGAAAAUUGAUGCAGCUCUUGUUUACAAGAAUAGCGAGGAGUUGGACUCAGCUCGUGUUGUGUAUCCUCCAGGCACGGAGAUUACAUUUAAUUGCAUUGCAAGCGUGCCCGGGGAACGAAGUACAUGGAAGAUUAUUUGCGAGGAUGGAGUUUGGAUUGGACGUGCAUUAAACUGCUUGAAUACAUCAUGUAUGUUUCACAACGACGAACCAAAUGUGGUAAGCUUCUACAACGACCUGGAGAUUCGUGAGGAGACAGUUGAGUUCCCACCAGGAGCAACAAUAGUUUCCAGGUGUGUCGAUAUUGGAAAAUUCAUGUUGGUAGGAAGCAAUAUUCGUAGCUGCAUCCACUCCGAAUGGAAUGCACAGAAACCAAUUUGCUAUGGAUUAAAUCAAGAGAAUGACUAUGCAAUGGAAAAAUCACCGACAAUACUAUUUCGGCACCAAAAUGGUCCAAUAGCGCAGAGCAAUGAUGGGAAAUUGAUUGUAUAUCCGGGGACAACACUUCACAUGGAAUGCCUGUGGAUGAGACGCUUUGGGAAUCCCAAAUGGAAUGUUAGUCAUGAAUUUCGGAAAUAUCCCGAAGGGUGGGUCACAGAGGAGAAUCGUGAUCCACAGCUGGAGUAUAGAUUGAGCAUUUUUAAUGCCGUUGAAGAUGAUUCUGGGGUGUUUUCGUGUCAAACACCUGCUAGGCAUGAACAUGCCGUUGAGGUUGUUGUAAAGGCAAUAAAUUGUCCAGAGAUACCGGCAAGACGUGGUCUUAUAAUGAGUACCACAGACACAAAACUGAGUACAAAAGUUGUAUUUUCAUGCGCUAAUGGUAAUUCAUUGAUUGGCGCAUCGGAAAUCACGUGCUUGCCAAGCUCCAACUGGAGUGCACCCCUUCCAGUUUGUGAGAGUAAGAUCCAUAAUCCUAACGAAAAAUCCGAUAAUCGGAAACAUGACCAGGGAUUUUUAUCUAAAGGUGUCGAAUGUGGUGAUAUUCCACUGUUGACAUCUUCCAACGGAACCGUACCACGCGUGGCCGUUUUAUCUCGUGAGGUAGGCGGCCGUGCUUCAUUUUCCUGCCCCUCCGGUUAUGGUUUACGCGGUUCCUCGGAAUCCGUGUGCUUACCAUCUGGAGAAUGGGCACAACCAUUUCCCACAUGUAUAGAUCUAGAAGUUCAAUGCGAUAACCCGGGAGCCCCCCAGAACGGCUAUGCGCAGGGUUCGGCGCCAUAUAGGGCCGGUGAUGUUGUUCAAUUUAAUUGCAAUCCUGAAUAUAUGAUGCAAGGACAACCCAUAAUUGCAUGCCAAGACAAUGGACGGUGGUCCGGUGGAUUGCCAAAAUGUGUCCAAGCGUGCUCAUACCCAGGAACAGCAAUCAGUGGACGGAUGUCUUCAGUGAAGUUUUAUUAUGCCAUUGGUGAGAGUAUCACUUUCACAUGUGAUUCGGGAUUAGUGCUACGUGGUGCGAAAAUGCUAAAAUGCCUUAGAAAUGGAAAGUGGUCAAAUGCAAUACCCACAUGCGUGAGUGCCGAGGCAUCAGAGGAUACGCCCGAGAGGUAUUCAGCUAAAUCAGGACGUAAUUCAAAGUCCAACAAUAAUUAAAAAAAAUUGGCAAAAAGAAAAUACUCCAAAAAAAACAUAUUUUUAUUAGAGAGAGAAAGGAAAAGAAGGAAAAACACCAUUUUGAUGAAAAGAAAAAAAAACAUUCUCCUACCAUAUCCUUGUAAUAAGAAGUUUGUAAGGCAAAAAAAUGAUGAAUUGUUAUAUUGUUCUCAUGAAAAUCCACUCAUUCAUUAGAGAUUCUCUUUAACCAGUGUGUAGGUACGUUCAUCUCAUGCAUACAAAAGAAUGCGUGAUCACAUUAUUAAUUUAUCAAGAAAAACCUUUUAAAAAAAACUUCAUCCCCAUUUGAAGCAUCUCCCGCAUAAAAAAUUCAUAAAUUAAUAAUUUUCAUUUAUUUCUUCUUCUUCUUUUCGUCUUGAUUGUAGAAAUUCAAUCAAAAAUCGCUUGAAUGUGAUGUUAGAGCAACUUCUUUGCUUUACUUCUUUGCAUAAAAUACCUUCUUACUAAACAAAAAAAAAGUUCUCUUUCGUAGAAAGUGAUGCAAACUGAAUCGUAAUAAUAUCAACAGAGUAUAUUUAAAUCACUUGUAAACUUUCAUUGCUGAUCUAUGUGAUACCAAACCCACCCCCUUAAUUCCCUUUUCCCACCCCCGCACAAAACAACAUGAAAUCAACGAGAAUUCUCAUAACAUAUCUCUUUUCAGACAACAGAAAAAAAAGAAUCUUUUAUUGAAACUUUUUAGUAAUAAAAAAAAACUAAUAUUAAUAUUUAAAUGAAAAAUGGUGUAAACAUGUUGAAAAAAAAGUAAUAUAUUGUGUAAUUUUUGCAGUGAUUCUUCCACACAUUUCAGAAACUCUUCCAUAGUUUAUAAUGUUGAAGCAGAAACAUACAAAAAAAAUGAUGUAAAAGUUACGAAUAUUGAGAAAAUAGUCCUUGAAUAUAUAUCAUGAGUUUGUAA